Molecule: messenger RNA, 2471 nt
Organism: Kickxella alabastrina
Lineage: Eukaryota; Fungi; Kickxellomycota; Kickxellomycetes; Kickxellales; Kickxellaceae
Product: acyltransferase ChoActase/COT/CPT
Exons: 1
Coding region: 294-2222 (642 amino acids)
Biological process (GO): carnitine metabolic process
Cellular component (GO): peroxisome; mitochondrion
Molecular function (GO): carnitine O-acetyltransferase activity
Source: RefSeq, a predicted model, not a curated record
CGCAAUAUAUACACGGAUAUGUGUAAAGUUGCUAAAAUUUAUUCAUUUUUUGUUUUGCUUGACCUGCAACGCCACGCGUAUUUGCCAAUACUUUUUUCCACGCGCACAUGACGAUAUUGGCAUUUGCUUCUGGGCAUUGUCUCUGCUUGCCAACCUUAUCUGCGACUCGCCCCUCUUUCAUUUUUCAUUUUUAUUUUCCGUUAUACUUCAUUGUACUUUUGUCUCUCUCUCUCUCUCUUUCUCUUUCUGUCUUUUCUCUUCAAGAAAAGGCCAAGUCGAAUACGGGAUAAAAAAUGACCAUGCUGAGCUCGCAGCCGCCAGCUCCACACGUGUCCGUCACAAAACCACCCCUACACGCGCAGCCCGGCGGCCCGAGGUUAUGCGCAGAGAGCACCCGAAGCAUUAACCAGCUCUCAGGCAAAAUCUUCGCCCACCAACUCAGCCUGCCACGGCUCCCCGUCCCCCCACUCUUACAAACCCUUUCCAAAUACGCGCAAUCCCUAGAGCCACUGCUCUCCCCCGACGACCUAUCCAAAAGCAAACGCAUAAUCAGCGAAUUUGCGCGCUCAAGGCAAGCUGAUGAGUUGCAAAGCCGGCUGGAGGCGCGAGCGGCAGACCCGGAAUGUGCCAAUUGGCUAGAGGAGUGGUGGGACGAGCUCAGCUACAUGGCUUGCAGACAGCCGGUUAUCCCCUAUGUUAGCUACCAUUACUCAUUCAACAACGACCCCGGAUGUACGCGGGCUAACCAGCGCGCGGCAAAGCUGGUUUGUGGAGCGUUGGAUUUUCGCCGGAUGCUCGUCAAUGGGGUGUUGGAGCCGGAUAUGGCAAAGACAGGGCCGUUGUGCAGCCACAGUUACAACCAUAUGUUCAACGCAUGUCGCAUUCCCGCACGCCCCUCAGACCACUGCAGACUAUCGUCUUAUGCCCGAGAAAGUAUUGUGGUUAUACGGAGUAAUCGCUUUUUUUCUUUUACUUUUGCGCACUCUGAUGGCUCGUUAUUGUGUGCUGACGAGAUUGAGGGUGUUCUGGAUCGUAUUGUUGCCGCUGCUGCCACAAAAGAUGACAGCGGCAAUGGCAGCAAUAAUGUGGUUCUUCCUGUGGGAAUCCUGACCGCAGAUAAUCGCGACUCGUGGGCAGAUACCCGCCAGGAGUUAAUGCGUUUGUCAGAGGAGAAUGCCUGGGUGUUGGAUGAGAUUGAAGCAUCGGCAUUCGUCGUGUCCCUGGAGCCUGGUGCGCCGGAGAGCGCGGAGGAGUUCAGUCGUGCUGUGUGGCAUGGGGAUGGCCGCAACCGAUGGUUUGAUAAGCCCUGCCAGUUUGUCGUUUUCGAUAAUGCCCGCGCAGGGUUUAAUGGCGAGCACUCUAUGAUGGACGGCACCCCGACAUGCCGCCUAGUCGAGUACGUCAUGGAAUACAGCGAGCUCCAGGAGCAACAAAAGCAGCAGCAGCCAAAAAUACACAAAGUUACCGAUAUAAUCCCCUUUCAUGAGCUCAAAUUCACCACUUCUCCCGCCAUCAUCAAAGCAGUGGAGCGCGCCGAAGCGCUGUUUAACUCGGGUGUGGCACAGCAGCACCUUUAUGUGCUAAACUUUGUGGCCUACGGCAAGGAACAGAUCAAGCAGCUGGGUUGCUCCCCGGACGCGUACAUCCAGAUGGUCAUCCAGCUUGCAUACACGCGCCUCCACGGCAUUGCGCGACCAACGUACGAGUCCAGCAUGACGCGCCAGUUCCUCCACGGCCGCACGGAAACCUGCCGCUCAGUGACCACUGAGAGCACUUCAUGGUGUCGGUCAAUGGACACGGAGGCGUGUCCGCGGCAGGAGCGCAUACGCCUGUUUCGCCUGGCAUUAGAUAGACACACAAGGUUGACCAGGGAGGCUGUCGAGGGUCUGGGCGUUGACCGCCAUCUUUUAGGCCUGCGAAUGUGUUUGCACGCUGACGAGGAAAUGCCUGCGUUGUUUGAGGAUUCUGCGUAUGCGUACUCGUCGCAUUGGUUUUUGUCAACGUCGCAGAUUUCGAGUGAGAAGUUUGCCAGCUACGGGUGGAGCGAGGUGACGCCUAGGGGGUAUGGAAUUGCAUAUAAUAUUCGCCGCUUGUGUUUGGUUAUCCAUAUUACGUGUAUACGCAAUGAGCAUGGGCUUGAUUCGGAGAAAUUGGCUGGCCAUUUUGAGACGGCUGCCAUGGAUGUGCGCGAUAUGAUGUUGUCGGAAGGCAGUUUAAAAUAAAAAUUGUAAUCGUUCACUCAAGUUCUGUCGAAUGAUUAUUUUAUUAUUGUUGUCAUAGUCGUCGUUGCCAUCGAUUAACGGACAGGACACGGUCUUUAUAUAUGUAUUUUACAAUAAUCCAAUAAUCCAAUAUACGAAUGCAUGCGCGGCGGAAAAGCAAAAAAAACAAAACAAAAAACGCUAUGCUGAUUUACUGCACGUGAAGUGUCAGAUUUCCCCCUCCCUCAAAACAACCCCCAAUAAACCAAC